AUGCAGUUAAUAAAGCGAGUCGGCGCCUUUUUAAUACAUUCUGCCUACAUUUCUUCUAAUAAUUUAAUAUAUACUAAAAUCAGGACUAACCAUUUUAGAAGUCUUGAACCAGCUAAUGAGACAGUUGUCAGUGACAUUGUUGAUAACAUCGUUGAAUCCAGCGUCAAUCCCAUCAAAACACUCCGCAUAAUUGAUACUACUCUUAAUUCUGUUGAUAACCCACUUGAUAUUAUAGAUAAAAAACUAGAUAAUACAGACGAACCUACUUCCAAUAUUGUUGAGAAAGUUGAUACCGUAGAUAGCAGUGUCAAUCAACUUAUACCUGUUUAUAGUACAGAGAAAGCCGUUAAUACUGAUGAUCACACUAAAGUUGGCCUUGGAACAAAAACUGACUAUGUUGAUCCAUUUAAUCAAACUUACCUUAAAAAAAUAAAAUCAGGUCCUAACAACCAAAAUUCUUUGCAGGAUGUUAGAUUGAUGGAAGGGAACCAAGAAAAGAAAGGCGUAGUGUUGGGAUACGAAGAGUACAAUAACCUGAAGGAAGAGAUCGCAAUGUUGAAGAGAGAGUUGACCGACGCUAAGAAUUAUAUGUUACAACGAAAAAAGGGGAAAAGGGUGUAUGAGCCAAUAGAAGUUAGGCUAAAUAUACGUAUUCACGAAUCAGAUCUUCUCACCAAGUGCAAUUUCUUCAAAAAAAAAGCUCUAAAGGGUUAUCCCUUGAUCCUUACUAUAAAAACUGAUGGGAACGCGAAGGACUACACUCUGGCUGCAGAGGGUAUUUUGAACAAGGCAAAGAUUUUCCUUGGUAACUCGUGUACUCCAGCCGGCAAAAUCACAGUUUCCGGCAGUCGAAUUUCACAACGCUUCUCCCCUGUUGAUGACCCUUUUGCUAAUUCAGAUGAAACCCAUUUCCCUAUGGAUACUCCUGAAACCAAACCCUACUUCCAUUCAUAUUCUGAGUAUGAGAAUAAUAGAACUGCUAGUUAUCAAAGAAAUAUAAGACCUGAAACGCCUUCAAAGCCCAUGAAAGAUGUUGUUGCUAAGGAAAUCAAAACUUCAAGUCUGUCCACUGGUGGCAAGUCUGGAGAAUUUAGAUAUAGUGCAAAACUUGUAAACAAUCCUCGAGUGCCGGAGGUGUCUGUCAGUUCAGCGGAACCAGGCUCUAGAUGGAUAGUAAAGCAUAAAAGCUCCACAUCUGGACCCCCAAAUAAUACUAAUUCUAAUGUUGAACCUAAAUCGGAGCCUGACAACAGUAAGUGGAAGGUUCUUAACAAGACCAAAUAA
This is a messenger RNA of Theileria annulata, 1284 nucleotides long. RefSeq lists its product as uncharacterized. The transcript has a single exon. The record is from RefSeq and is a predicted model, not a curated record. Lineage: Eukaryota; Apicomplexa; Aconoidasida; Piroplasmida; Theileriidae. Bases 1 to 1284 code for a protein of 427 amino acids.